AUAAAAAAAAUAGAUUUUAAAGAAUCGAUUUGUAUUUAGGAGUAUUUUUGAAAUUUUCUAAAAAGGAUGGAAUAAUGUAAUAGUAAAUAUUGAUGACCAAAACAAUAUAUAAUAUUAAAAACAUAUAUUGCAAACAAAAAUCCUUAUUUUUUAGAUUAUAUAUAUAUUUUUUAAAUUUUUCUUUAAAAUACUUGGCCCGUCAUCAAAACCGGUACCGGUACCGGCCAUUGGCUUAGAGAAGUGUGAGCAUGGCUAAGAGAAGUUAGCAUGGUGUGAGCAUGGCUCAGAGAAGUCAGCACGGUUAGAACUUUGAAGCUUAUUGGAGAAAUAGAUGCAUUAUGUGAGGAAGAUUUUUUUGUUAGUUCGGUAGAUGAUCCGGGAAGGGGUGUGCUUGUGGUGGCCAUCCAUGCAUUCGGUCCAUUCCUAAUGCGAUGAAUAUUUGAAUCUCUCUCAAAGGUGAACAUGGUAUAGAGCAUAGAUAGCAUACUAUACUCUUGUGUGGGCACAAGGUACUUCCUCCUUCAUGUAGAAAGCCUACUUGGGUGCAUUUUUGAUCUCGAGAUUUUGAGUUCUAUUUGAGAAUCAUUACGUGAAUCUUUUCAAAAAAAACAUUGAAUUUUGAAUAUCUAAAAAGUACUUUAAAUUAAUGAAAUAUUUAAAAAGUCCCUAAAAUUAGUUAAAUUCCUAAAAAGUACUUCAAUUUAUUCAAAUUUAUACCUAGUCCAAAUUUAUUGUCCAAAUCAAAUUAAAUUGUUUUGUUUUGUUUACUUUUUGGACAUUUUUUCUCAAGGAAUGUGUGGCGUGUUUUUUUAUUUUUUUUCCUUUUUAUCCAUGGAAAAUUAUCUCACUUACUCUCUUUCUUGUUUCUCCAAACAUUGAAAAUGGCAUGUCCAGUUCCCCAAGCUCUCUCAUGAUACUGUCACGGCUCUCACUCUCUCUCUCUCUCCAGCCCAUGCCCAUGAAUAACUGACACUCAUACAAAACAAACCCCACCUUAGUAAACGUCGCCAAGGAGAGGACUCCUCUCAUCGUUUAUCUCACAAUGUCUCGAGCCCUCCUCUCUCUCUCUCGCAUCACCAAACCAUCUUUCCCAUAAUCUCUGCCAAAAAACUCUCCUUUUUUUUUAAAAGUUUCAAACCUUUUAGACGGUGUUCUAACUCUGCAAUUUCAUGCAUGUAAUCCCAAAUUGAAACACAAAUCCUAUUCAACUCACCAUGUGAGCAUGGAUUUUCCCAUUCUUUGAAUCCUGUCGCAUAAGAAUAUGACUUCCUGGUUGCUGUGUACCUCAAGAAUAGGAAAACGAAGGCGCUAAUGUAUCCUACCAGCUUCCGGUUUUCUUUGAAUCUCUUCCUAGUCAUUCACUGGCAUCACUAUUAAUCAAGCUCUCUUUCUCUCUUUAGGCUUGCAAUCUGAUUCAUGUGUGAUUGAUUAGAAGUGAAUCAUGGAUUCUCGCGGCCCCUCCAGUCCCGCGAGUCAGGACUCGGAAACGGUGCAGUUUGUCCACUUUGUCCCGGAGACGGGGCGUCUGCUUCCCUCUGCUAGUCGAUGGAACUCAAUCGACAUUGAUUUCGGGCUCGGUCAAGCAAACUCUCUCCCCUUUCAUGUUAUCCCCUCUCUCUACUCCAAGUCUGUCUCCUUCAACCUUUUUAUUGCCGACAAGCAAACCUUCAAGAGGUUCCUGUAUGUUCUGGUUGCGUUAGUCAUCCUCACGCUGUCGAUUGCCCUUGUGCUUGUCUUCGUGCCUCAUCGACAUUCACGCCCUUCCCUUUCUCCAAACAUCACGCUCGCGUUGCAUCAGGCUCUCCUGUUUUUCGAUGCACAGAAAUCUGGUAUUCUACCGACAAAUAAUCCAGUGAAAUUUCGUGGAGAUUCCGGAAAAUUCGACGGGAAUUUCAUCGAUAUAAGCGUCGAUUUGGUCGGUGGGUUCUAUGAUUCAGGCAACAACAUAAAAUUCACAUUUCCAACAGCUUAUACAGUUACAUUAUUGAGUUGGAGUGUGAUAGAAUACCACAAGAAGUAUGAGAUUGUGGAUGAAUUAGAGAGUGUUAAGGAGGUGAUCAGAUGGGGAUGUGAUUUUUUGUUGAAGACCAUUGUCCUUCCUAAUAUAACCAAUGGUGCUGGAAUCCUCUAUUCUCAGGUGGGUUCGGGCCCUCGUAAUAACAGCAAUGGUGAGAAUGAUCUCAUCUGUUGGCAAAGACCAGAAGAUAUGGAUUAUCCGAGACCCGUUUCUAUUUGUCGAAAUUCGGGUGUGGAUUUGUCUAGUGAGAUUGCGGCUGCCUUAGCUGCUGCUUCCAUGGUUUUCAAACAAGAUGAGAAAUAUUCUAUACAAUUACUCGAGAAUGCUGUUAAAUUAUUCAACUUUACGAAGCAAAUUAAGAACAUGGAAACAUAUACAGCUGAUGAAUCUUGCGGUGGUGAUGCAAGAGCUUAUUAUAAUUCAACUGGUUAUCUCGACGAGUUAGUUUGGGGAGGAACAUGGCUCUUUUUUGCAACUGGGAAUACUACAUAUCUUGAAUAUGUUACUGAUAAUUUUGAGCUAGCCAUUGCCGAAGAAAAUAGCAGAAAUAAAGGUGUCUUUUAUUGGGAUAAUAAGAUUGUUGCGACUUCGAUGUUGCUAACCAGGUUGAGAUAUUUCAAUGAUCCUGGGUACCCUUCUGAGUCGAUCUUACAAAAAUGUGAGAGCAUGACAAAGAUGAUAAUGUGUUCUUAUCUUCCUGAGCUACAAAGCUUUGAUAGGACUCCUGGGGGUUUGAUUUUGUUGAGGCCGGAUACCCUUGGUCCUCUUCAGUUUGCAGCAACUGCAGCUUUUCUAAGUAAAUUGUACAAAGAUUAUUUGGUGGUUCAAAGGACCUCAAAUUGGGCCUGUGGGGAUGAUGUCUUUCCCAUGGACGUCUUAGAAGACUUCUCCUUAUCCCAGGUUGAAUACAUACUAGGGAAAAACCCAAUGAAAAUGAGUUACUUAGUGGGGUUUGGAGAUCACUUCCCAAAUGAAGUUCACCACAGAGGAGCAUCCAUCCCUUGGGACAACAAGCAUUACUCAUGUGAACAAGGGAAGACUUGGUUGAGCUCAAAAAAUCCAAACCCUAAUGUUUUGGAUGGGGCAAUGGUGGCUGGACCCAACAAAGGGGAUGAAUUCAUAGACAAUAGAGCUUCACCUGAGUACACUGAGCCUACCAUUUCUAGCAAUGCUGGUUUGGUGGCUGCACUUGUUGCACUACUUGAACCAGCAAGUUCCAAGUUGGCUUCUGAUGACAUCGGUGGUGGUAUUGAUGAUAGGGGGAUAUUUGAAAACAUUCAUCUCAUCCCACCAUCUAACACAACUCUUGAAGACCCUUAGGCCUGCAUGGUGGUUUCUCACAAUGUGUUUUUUCAUGAACAAGAUUUAAUUUGUCAUUUGAUCUUAUUUUGCUUUAUCUUGCAGAGUGUGGCAAUCUAAGUCCUAAGGGAUGUCUCAUGUGGGAAUAUGAGCUUGAAAAACUCAAGAACACUUGGCCUCAGGCCUAAUGCAUUAAAUGCUAUGAA
This is a messenger RNA of Amborella trichopoda, 3522 nucleotides long. Its product is annotated as endoglucanase 9. The record is from RefSeq and is a predicted model, not a curated record. Lineage: Eukaryota; Viridiplantae; Streptophyta; Magnoliopsida; Amborellales; Amborellaceae. Gene Ontology annotation, biological process: carbohydrate metabolic process. Gene Ontology annotation, molecular function: hydrolase activity, hydrolyzing O-glycosyl compounds.